AUGGUAUGCGCUUCCCUAGCAGAUCUAGCGUUUUAUGAAGAUUUGAAAACAAAAUAUGCGAGCGAAGCGUUUGAACCAGUCACAACAUCAAUGAAAGAUUCUGUAUCGAAAAACAUAAAUUGCGACGAAUUUUCCGAUUAUGCCCUCAAUUGUACUGUGGAAGCAGCCAUGAUGUAUAACUCUAGUAGAAUGACACCUCCAGCACCAACUAAGAUUGGUGAUUGGUGUAGAGCAAUAAAACAUCUGAUUAGCUGUGCUAUAGAUUGGAACGUUGAUUGCAAAGACGUCACCGAGAGCCACUUCAAUGAGGAUAGUAUUAAGGGUCAUAUACACGUCGCCAAUAAUAUAUGCGACGAUGAGUGGUUGUUGUUACGCUACGAGGAGCUAUCGGAGUGUAUUGAUAGUACACAGGACCCGUGGGAAGCUUGCUACAAGGCGUUCAAGAAGUCUGUUGAGGAACAAAAGAAUACUACGCACGAGUGGACGCAUUAUGAUGUUCAUUUUAAUUUGUGUUGCACCAGGGCCAGAUUCAGACGGUGUACACUAGAGGCGUUGUUUGACCUACCAACGAGUUGCACUCAUAACCAGGCGGUGACGUUGCAGAAAUUCUCCGUCAUUGUCUCUGAAGGUGGAGUGUAUCAGGAUUGUGACCGCAACAUGAUGUACCCAAAUUGUCCAGGGGGUGAUCCACGACCCACGAGCAAGAUGCUGCGUCGUUUAGUGAGCAGUGACGUCAGCAAUUCGUCAUGGGACAGGGCACUGAGUGUGACAACGAUUUGUAUACUUUUUAUUAUUGCUAUUGUAAAAUAAAUAAUAUUAUGUUUG
This is a messenger RNA of Colias croceus (clouded yellow), 825 nucleotides long. RefSeq lists its product as uncharacterized. The record is from RefSeq and is a predicted model, not a curated record. The coding region runs from base 1 to 810 and encodes 269 amino acids. The transcript has 6 exons. NCBI's taxonomy places the organism in Eukaryota, Metazoa, Arthropoda, Insecta, Lepidoptera, Pieridae.